AUGACAACCAAACCCAACACCAACGGUCAGGCCACUCCGACACCGCCAGUCACCAUCGGGUCGCUCACCAACCUCAAGGUCGCCGUCCCAGGAGCCAACCUCAGCCUCGCCGGUGUCCUUCAAUCGACCAACCACCCUUCCCGUCGGCUUGCUAUCAUCUGCCAUGGUAUCCUCGGCCACAAGAACUACCUCUUUCAGCCCACCAUCGCCAAUGUGCUUGCCCCUCAUAUGGACACCUUCCGGUUCGAUUUCCGCGGUAAUGGCGACAGUGAGGGCCAUAUGGGUUACUCUAACUGGGACGAUGACAAGGCGGAUAUUGACGCCGUCAUCGCUCACUUUGAGCGCCAGGGGUAUUAUAUCUAUGCCCUGAUCGGACACUCUCGAGGGGCCAUCUCGUCCUUAAACUAUGCCGCGACCUCACAUCAUGUCCCCAUGAUUCCUUACAUUGUCAGUAUCAGUUCCCGCUUUGACAUGUCCGAUGUCAAGCGCAAGCACGGACCAGAGGUCUUGGAAUUGUUGGAGAAGCAGGGCCACUUUGACUGGCAAGCUCGCACAGGUGGCAAGGAUAUCACUCUUCGCGUCACCCAGCAACACUUUGACGACUUUUUGAACUUUGACACCGCCGCGGUCGCCCAUAUUCCAUCGAUGACCAAUGUCCUUUUGAUUCAUGGAUCCGAUGACGAUGUUGUGCCUGUCAAAGAUAUUGCUGCGUUGCAGAGCCACUUGUCGCAUGCAAGGACAGCAAUGCGGAUCAUCACCAACGCGGAUCACAACUACCGCAAGCACUACAACGACCUCAGCCAGAUCAUUGGAGAUUACUUUUCCGCAGAAGGACGCAAGUCAGACUGGACCCGCCGCAUCCUCCCCAACUGGAAGACCUGGGUUCAUGCUGUCGGUGGCGUGCUGAACUUUAGAACUAUCGGCGAUAUCUGGAUCCCCUCGCAGACUGAUGGCACCGUUAGCUAUCUUCGCCCUGGUAUCAUCUACCGCUGUGCCGACAUCUCGAAGCCCACCCCUGAGGGCAUUAAGGUCUUGGAGUCACUCAACAUUACGGACGUCUUUGAUCUUCGCUCCAACUCGGAGACGGAACGCCGUGGAACCUUUGAAGGAGAAAAGAUCAAGCGCCACCAUACUCCAGUAUUCGCAGAGGUCGACUACUCGCCAGCACAGAUUGCAUUGCGCUUCAAGAUGUACCUUGGAGGCACCGAGGGCUUUGCUCAGGCCUACAUGUCGAUGAUGCCCAACAUUCGCAACUUCUUCCCUCCAGUACUGGAGCAUAUCGUCAAGAAGAAGACACCCUUCAUUGUUCACUGUACGGCUGGCAAGGACCGGACUGGAGUUACCUGCGCCCUUUUGCAGAUGAUCUGUGGAGUCGAUGAAGAGCAGAUCGCAUGGGAGUACGAGUUGACUCGCCGCUGCAUGGCCAUCAAGGAAGAGGAUGUAGAAUUCUUGAAGGCUGCCAUCGGAGAAGAGUCUUCCGAUGCCCAUAUCCGCGGUGUUCUCUCCACCAACGAGGAGUAUAUGCUUAGGUUCCUGGAGGAGUUCCAUGCCAAGUAUGGGACGAUUACGGACUUUUUGGUGAAUGAGCUGGAUAUGACGCUUGAGGAUAUCCAGGCUGUGCGGGAUGUGUUGCUUGUCAAGAUACCCGUGCCCCGUGCGGCGAUGUAG
This is a messenger RNA of Linnemannia hyalina, 1668 nucleotides long. Lineage: Eukaryota; Fungi; Mortierellomycota; Mortierellomycetes; Mortierellales; Mortierellaceae. The record is from the annotation of a GenBank genome assembly.